UUCCUAAAUCCGCCCCUGUCUUCAGACUCCAAUUCUGUGAUUGAUUCCUCCUGCUUUGGACCCUGAGGAGGUGCAGAGAUGUCCUCCCUCCUCCUCCCAGAUGGACGGGAACCGUCGGCGCUCCGGGUCAACCCAGCAGAGGUUCCGGCUCUGGAGAUCAAACUGGGAGCGCUGGUGGUCCUGCUGUCCGUCACUCUGCUGUUCGGGUUCGCUCCUCUCUGCAUCAUCCGGGGAGGAGGCGGCCGCUGCAGCGUAGACCCAGACUCCCGCCGCCGCUUGCUCAGCUGGAUCAGCUGCUUCUCUGGAGGCGUCUUCCUGGCCACCUGCCUGCUGGACCUGCUGCCAGACUACCUGCAGAGCAUCGGCGAGGCCUUCACCAGCGCUGGGAUCAAACUCCAGUUCCCGCUGCCGGAGUUCAUCGUGGCCAUGGGGUUCUUCCUGGUCCUGGUUCUGGAGCAGAUCGUCCUGGCCUUUAAGGAUCAGUCGUCCUCCCACCUGGAGGAGCGCCGGGCUCUGAUGGCGGACUCCAGCAUCCAGACGGGCGACGGGAGCGCUCACCACCACCGCCACCGAGGCUCCUCAGAAACCGACGGCCACCUGACCUGGGUCCACGGUGACCUCGGCUCCCAGUCGGCGCUGCGGGCCUUCAUCCUGGUCUUCUCUCUGUCUCUGCACUCGGUGUUCGAGGGGCUCGCUGUGGGGCUGCUGGAGGAGAGUGAGGAGGUGCUGGAGAUCUGCCUGGCCCUGCUGAUCCAUAAGAGCAUCAUCUCGUUCAGCCUGAGCGCGGCGCUGACUCAGGGCCGGCUGCGCCGCUCCGUGGUCACUGGCUGCCUGCUGAUGUUCGCCAUCAUGUCGCCGCUGGGCAUCGCGCUGGGCAUCGGCCUGACGGAGACCAAGUCGUCGCCGCAGCAUCAGAUGGCCCGGUCCACGCUGGAGGGGCUGGCGGCCGGGACCUUCUUCUACAUCACCUUCAUGGAGAUCCUGCCGCACGAGCUGGCCUCGGCGCGCGGCCGCAUCCCCAAGGUGGCCAUGAUGCUGCUGGGCUUCGCCCUGGUGACCGGGGUGCUCUUCAUCAAGCUGUAACCAUGGCGACUCCUGCAGCACCUCCAGGAGGUCAAAGUUCAAGUCAGACUUUAAACACAGAACCUGAACUCCUGUCUUUAUCUGGCCUGGACGAAAUAAAAGCUUUAAUCCUCUUUAACUUUGAUAGAAGAUCCUUAUUUUUUUAAAACAAACUAACGAAUAUCAAUGAUGAGUUUGGUUUGAUGUGGAUCUUCUGCCACUAAUUGAAGUGAAGCAGCAUCGAAUCGAGCUCAGAGACGACAGGAGGAAACAUCUGCAGCAUCACAUCCGAACCGAACGGAGAGAAAAUCAUCAAGAAAAUCCGAGAAAAAAACGGAUUAAAUCCAGAAACGGGAAAAAAAGCCUGAAAUCCACCAAUCAUUUUACUCUGAGAGGCGGUUCCUU
Molecule: messenger RNA, 1467 nt
Organism: Cyprinodon tularosa
Lineage: Eukaryota; Metazoa; Chordata; Actinopteri; Cyprinodontiformes; Cyprinodontidae
Product: zinc transporter ZIP1-like
Exons: 3
Coding region: 79-1083 (334 amino acids)
Biological process (GO): zinc ion transmembrane transport
Cellular component (GO): plasma membrane
Molecular function (GO): zinc ion transmembrane transporter activity
Source: RefSeq, a predicted model, not a curated record